AUGUUUCCCUUGGCUAGAAAUAUAUUGAGAAGUGUCAAGAUUCAAAGUUUUCAGCAAAUAAGGGCAAAACAGAGCCAGAAGAAACACUCUGAAAAUUUUCAUGACAAACAUGGUGGCAUUAUACUAGCCAGUGGCUCCAUUUUCUGUGUCUUUGCAUGGUUAAUUACAACUACACAGAUUGGAAUAGAAUGGAACCUGUCCCCUGUUCGCAGAGUCACUCCAGAAGAGUGGAAAGAUUAG
Messenger RNA from Pipistrellus nathusii (Nathusius's pipistrelle), 240 nucleotides. NCBI's taxonomy places the organism in Eukaryota, Metazoa, Chordata, Mammalia, Chiroptera, Vespertilionidae. The record is from the annotation of a GenBank genome assembly.